Leguminivora glycinivorella is the source of this 1261-nucleotide messenger RNA. Its product is annotated as odorant receptor Or1-like. Lineage: Eukaryota; Metazoa; Arthropoda; Insecta; Lepidoptera; Tortricidae. Gene Ontology annotation, biological process: sensory perception of smell; detection of chemical stimulus involved in sensory perception of smell. Gene Ontology annotation, cellular component: plasma membrane. The record is from RefSeq and is a predicted model, not a curated record. Gene Ontology annotation, molecular function: olfactory receptor activity; odorant binding.
UUAGAAAUGUCUGAAAACGAAAGCGAAUUACUAUCAUAUAUGAGUUUAACUCCACAUUUGAAAGUACUACGAAUAUGUGGAAUUUUUCCUUUGGAUUCCUCAUCACCGAACAUGAAAAGGAAGCUACACGGCUUCUACUUAUGCAUCAGUUUUUCGUUUUUAAUGCUGUAUACGCUGCUGCAGAUAAUUCACGUCAUUCAAGUACGUACUGACAUCGAAAAGGUAAUGGAUGCAAUGUUCUUACUACUAACAUUUCUCGAUUGCAUGUUUAAACAAGUAAUGUUUUUGAAGAAACCUCAUAAGAUACUGGACAUUCUCAAUAUUAUGAAAGGGCCGAGUUUCAACCAAGGACUAGAUGAGCAUCGACCACUUCUCGUGCAGACAAUCAAUCACGCACUAUUUCUGCUGCGACUGUUCAACAAAAUUUGCGUAAUAACGUGUUUUCUUUGGAUCACUCUACCCGUUUAUUUACAUUUAAAAAAAGAAGCAGUUGAAUUUACCAUCUGGGUGCCUUUUGACGCUAAUGAAAAUUCAAAAUUUUAUAUGGUCAUCUGUUAUGUAUGGAUGCAAACUUCGUGGCUAGGUCUAAAUAAUUCAACAAUGGACAUUUUUAUUGUAUACCUACUUGCACAAAUCAAAACUCAAAUUUCCAUCUUGAGGUUAAAUUUAGAAAAUCUUGUAAGUAGAAGCCAAGAAGAAAUGAAAACAUCUCAUUCUUUAGAGGAACUUCUUGAAUUACGAUUUAGAGGAAUUAUUUACCAUUAUAAUCAAAUUAUAAAAUUUUCAAGGAUACAUGAGGAGGUAUUUAGCAGUGCUAUACUUUUCCAGUUUUUGGUCAGUGGUUGGAUAAUAUGCACCACAGCCUACAGAACAACUAACAUGAAUCCUCUUUCUGGCGAAUUCCUAUCAAUGAUAUUGUAUAUGAUUUGCAUUCUUUCGGAUUUUUUGUUUUGCUUUUACGGUAAUGAGGUGGCUCAUGAGAGCCAAAAGCUAAUGGAAUCUGCGUACUGCAUGCAUUGGGAGGAUAUGCCAGUAAAGUAUCGUCGCUACUUAUUUAUUUUUAUGGAGAGAAUAAAAUGCUCCAUAUUACCGAAAGCUGGCAAGGUUGUACCACUGUCGAUCAACACUUUUGUCCAGAUUGUCAAGACUUCGUAUACAUUCUACACUUUCUUGAGUAAUUCAAACGCAAACUAACCAAACGAAAUACGUGCAACACUAAAAAAACCUAGCUACGUAAAUAUAACGAGCAUGUAGAUAUGGG